GUGAGGCGCGAUACUGAGCGCGCGAUUCCCUCUCGCUGGCGCUUGCCACCAUGAAGGGCAAGGAGCGUUCCCCAGCCAAGGCCAAGCGGUCCCGGGGCGGCGAGGACUCCUGUUCUACACGGGGCGAGCGGAGCAGCAAGAAACCGAGUAAUGGCGGCGGGAAAUCCGCGGGUGGCGGCUCUGGGGAGAGUGGCGGCGGUGGCGGCGGCAGCAGCAGUCGGCGGAGCCUUCACCUGGAGAAGGCCAGCCGGCCCAGCAGCCGCGAGUACGAGUCUGCCACGGCGGGCGGCGGCGGCGGCGGCAGCCGCCACGGCUACAGCAGCAGCAACAGUAGCAGCAAGAACGUGGAGUCCUCGUCCUCGCGUGGCAGCAGCAGCCGCGGCGGGGAUUCCCGGGCGCCCCCUUCAGACUCCGGCGGCGGCAGCGAAUACAAGACGCUGAAGAUCAGCGAGCUGGGCUCCGCGCUGAGCGACGAGGCCAUCGAGGACGGGCUUUUCCACGAGUUCAAGCGUUUCGGAGACGUCAGUGUCAAGAUAAGCCGCCUUCCGCCCGGAGUCGGCGACGAACGGGUGGCCUUUGUCAACUUCCGCCGCCCGGAAGACGCCCGGGCAGCCAAGCAUGCUCGCGGCCGCUUGGUCUUGUAUGACCGGCCGUUGAAGAUCGAGGCUGUCUAUGUGGGGGGCAGCAGCGGAGGAGGAGGUGGGGGAAGUGGCCGCCGCCGCAGCAGUCGCUCCCCGGCCUUUUUAGACAAGGAAUCUCCCUAUGGAACUGCGGCGGUGGGAGUAGCAGCCGCAGCAGCAGCGGCGAUCAGGCACCCUGCUACUGGAGCAACGCAGAGAGCCCUCUCUCCAGCUGGUGGAGGAGCAGGGCUGGGCUACAGAGACUACAGGCUGCAGCAGCUUGCCCUGGGCCACUUGCCACCUCCGCCCCCUCUGCCUAGGGAUUUGGAAAGAGAACGGGAUUACGGGGGCUUCUAUGACCGUGUGAGACCUGCCUAUAGCCUGGAUCGAGUGGCUGGGGUGGCGGCAGCGGCUGCUGCUGCAGGAUUUCGUGGGGUUGGUGGCACAGGAACUGCUAGUGAGGAAGAGAUCAGUCCUGAGGAUGACCAGAGAGCCAACCGUACGCUGUUCCUGGGCAAUCUGGAUAUAAUGGUGAACGAGACUGAUCUUCGUCGGGCUUUUGACCGCUUUGGGGUUAUCACUGAGGUGGACAUUAAGCGGCCUUCCAGAGGUCAGCCUAGCACCUAUGGAUUUCUCAAAUUUGAGAACUUGGAUAUGGCCCACCGGGCUAAAAUAGCCAUGUCUGGUAAAGUGCUGCUGCGUAAUCCUAUCAAAAUAGGCUAUGGUAAGGCUACACCUACCACGCGACUCUGGGUGGGUGGGUUGGGUCCAUGGGUGCCAUUAGCUGCUCUUGCCAGGGAGUUUGACCGUUUUGGAACUAUUCGCACUAUUGAUUAUCGGAAAGGUGACUCAUGGGCCUAUAUCCAGUAUGAGAGCUUGGAUGCUGCACAGGCUGCUUGUACCCACAUGAGGGGCUUUCCUUUGGGUGGGCCAGAUCGCCGUCUGCGAGUGGACUUUGCUGACACUGAACAUCGAUAUCAGCAGCCCUACUUGCAGCCACUUCCACUUCCCCCUGCCCACUAUGAAUUGGUGGCAGAAACGUCUGCCUUUGGGGCACAUCGCGGAGCUCCACCUGAUCCACUCCGGGGUGCUCGGGACAGGACCCCUCCACUGCUCUAUGGAGACCGUGACAGAGAUCUGUAUCCUGAGACAGAGUGGGUGCCUCCUCCACCUCCAGUUCGGGACAGAGGUAACAGAGGAACUGUCUAUGAUGCACUUGAAAGUCUGGAACGACGGCGAGAUGGCUGGUCUCUAGAAAGAACCCGUGGGGAGAGGGACCUAGGGAGCAGCAGUAGGGACCCAGCAAGAAAGCGGAGGCUGGUGGAAGAUGGAGGACGGCAUCUGGACCGUUCACCAGACAGUGAACGAUCUUCAUCCAGAAAGCGGCACUGUCCUGCUGUGGCCUCUCCACAAGACCGUAGUCCUGAGCCAGGAGUGGGCAGAGACCGUUACAGUAGUGAUACAGAACGGCCAUCCUCCCGUUUGCUCCUCUUGGAUCGUCCUUCCCCGGUCAGAGAGCCACGUAGGGGUAGCUUGGAAAGAAGCCAGAGCGAAAAACGUGAGCGUAAGAGCUCAGCAGAAAGAGAGAGAAAACACCGUGCUCUUGUGUCAGCUACCACUCAAGAAUGUAAGAGCCCAGCUAAAAAGGAUGAGCAUGCUUCAGAAGGGAGCAGCGGGGGGAGCUCUCGCCUGAAACCUCCACCCCAAAAGCAGCAGCAGCAGCAACAGGAUGGAACCUCAAAGUCUGGAUCCUCCCCUAAACUGUGCCUGGCCUGGCAAGGAAUGCUUCUAUUAAAAAACAGCAACUUUCCAUCUAACAUGCACCUGCUUCAAGGGGAUUUGAGUGUGGCCAGCAGUCUUCUAGUAGAAGGAGCAACUGGCGGCAAAGUUGCCCAGCUAAAGAUCACCCAGCGUCUUCGUUUGGACCAGCCCAAGCUGGAUGAGGUUACUCGUCGUAUCAAAGUGGCAGGGCCCAAUGGAUAUGCUAUUCUCCUGGCUGUGCCUGGUACCACAGACAACCGUGCCUCAUCUGGGGCAGGUGAAGCUAACACCACCUCUACCCAGCGGCCACUCAGAAACCUGGUCUCCUAUCUUAAACAAAAACAGGCAGCUGGGGUGAUAAGCCUUCCUGUUGGGGGCAACAAAGACAAAGAAAACAGCGGGGUCUUGCAUGCUUUUCCACCCUGUGAUUUUUCUCAGCAGUUCCUGGAUUCUACAGCCAAAGCCUUGGCUAAAUCAGACGAUGACUACUUGGUCAUGAUCAUUGUCCGUGGUGCAUCUUAAAACCCUAAUGCUUUCUGUCUACCCUGCUCUUCACACAGCCCCCUUGUUCCAGUGUCUGCCAGGUGCUAUGCGCUAAGCCUUAGCCAGCUCCCUAUAAUUUUUAAUUAGAUCUUUAGCUAACAUUAUCUCCCUUAAUUUUCUAUAAACUCUUUAGAAGGCAGACAUGGUAUCUACAUGUUUAUAUGACUAGGCUACCUUUGACUGUCUUGCAUAUGUGCAGGUAGAAGGAAGGGAAGGUCUCCUUCAACUAAAAUAUGAAACCCAGAGAAGUUUGCCUUUUUUUAGCUUUUAACAUUUGUCCUUUUUCAUUUCAUAACUUUUUAAAAAGCAAGUGUAAAAAUUCCUUCCCUACACAUAAAAAUUUAAACAACCAGAUGUUAAGCAUUCAUGACCCAUAUACAAUCACAAGACUAACAGGACAAUUAAAAAUCCCUUUGUGGAGUCUUUUGACUUGAUUUUAUAGAAGGCCUGAGAAUAAAAAUCAAAAUAAUUCCUCCAUCAAGAACUUGAAAAAUUAAAAUUUGAAUUUAGUUGACUCAUGGUUGAUAUCUCCCUUGGCAAUUGACACAUAAAGCCUUUGUGGUACACUCUUGUCAUCUUUCACUGGGUAUUAGUUUGAGAAUUUUGCCAACCUCACAGAAGUGCAUGGCCACAAAGAAUGCUUUAAACAAGCGUGUUCUGUUUUUUGAAACCCAUGUGAAUUUUUUGGAUUGUAAACCUGAUAAAGAGUUAAGAGCUUUGCUUAUAAUCCAUGAUCCUCUUGUUCUUCAAUUGCAAGAAGGCGCUUAUAAGACAGGUGUGAUUACUUGCAUUUUUGUUCUUAUUGCCCUUUGCUAAGUAUGGCAGGUACAGUGAAUUCUAAAUGUAACUUGGAAAUAAGUACAGCUUUCAGAGAUGGCUUUUAAUUUAGGUAGAAAGUUCUGCCAUGCAACCAUUUCAACAUCAUUUUAUCCCUUGUUAAUAGAAAGAAAUACUACCUGUUAGGUAUUUUUCAGGUAAAAUAUAAUGGGCAUUAUGCAAGGUUUUAUAGUCAUCCGAAUAGCACUGUUUUAAUCUUCACAUUUUUGUAACAUCCUUGUAUUUCUAGAUGUUGAGGAAGCAGUCUACUUUGUUCCGAGAACAUAAUUUAAUUGAAAAUGAGCUUUUAAAUAGCUCUUCCAUAAAUACUCCUUGACUAAAAAUACCUGAUCAGUCAUGGCAUAGUUUUCCUUAUCCCUUUAGUUCAAUUUAUGUAAAGUUUUCUGAAAUAUGGUAGUAACCCUUAGAUACUGAAGAACAUUACCAUUAGUUUAGUUAAAAUGGUUCUGUCCGGAUAGAGAGGAUUAAUGUUCUUUAAAAUGUGGCUUAGUGAAAAUGAUAUGCUGCUCAGUAAAGCGGCAUGUACUUUUUGUAUAGUCACUUUUUAGAGCAGACAAUUUCUAAAACAAAGCAGGUUUUUCAUUCUUAAAAUUGUGACUCUAGUAUCUUAAAGACCCACAUUGAGUAAUUACAAAAUUGAAAUAAUUACAUUGGUCUGUAGUACAGAUUGAAAAUCAUCUUGUAAUGCCUGUUAAAGGAAUGAUGAUGUUGGAGUGUGAAGUUAGAGACCUUUGCAAUGCAAAUAGAGAAUUCAGCCGUUUUUCUUGCUAUGAACAAUAAGAACUGAAUAAUAAUAAUUUGAAAUGGUAACUAGCUAAGGAGGUGUUUCAAAUGUUCCAUUUCCAAACAAUGUUGGUAGGUCAGGUGUUUGUUGCAGGUUACUGCAUAAUAUUAAUGCUACUGUGUUAUCUGUGUCACUGUUUAUCAGGCACUGAUGGCUAUUACACCUUACUGUAUUUGUUUGGAGAGGGAGCCUAAUCUAUAUGUUGGACUAUUGAUGGUCACCCACUAUUCAAAAAUAUAAAAUGUAAGCACGUUCAAUUUCAAAAGCCAAUAGUAGUGAGUGUUAACUCUAAUAUUCAAUACUCUAAUUUGUUUAAAAGCUUUGCAGAACUUGAGGUGAAUUGUGUGAAUAUGCCUGCUUACUAGCAAAUUUUGCUGGAAACCAGGUGUUGGAGAAACUGCACCAUGGAUUCUUUCUUGUUGAAAAUGAAAAAUUAUGUUCUGCUGCUUAUCUUCAUGACUUAAUGUGUAUAAAGGUUAAGUGAAAUGGGCAAUACAAAUGCAGAUGCCAGUUUUUCCAAAUGCUUAUUCACAAGUACUUGAUUUAGUUUUUAAAAAGUGGCCCAUCUAUAUUUAGAGGAGAUACAUUAGAAAUGUAGGUGCCCUUUGUAGGUUAAAAGCAGUUUAUGAUUUAGCACUUAGAUGCAGAUGCCCUGAAAUCCAAAUAAGAUUUUUUUUUGUGGCUAUACUCUUUGUUAAGUGUAUGCAAAGCAGUGCAACUGUCCACCAGCCAUCCUGGCAAAUAUUCAGCACUAACAGAAAUGGAAUCUAAUGAUACUUCUACACAGAGGAAAACAGAGAAUUGUUGUCUCUGUAUUUAGCACUAUGGGGUUUCAGUAGGGCCAAUGCAUACUUGAAUGCUAUGUGUAUCUUCAAAUCUGUCUUCCUCCAUUUGAGUACAUAACAUUAGAAUGGAGGAUUGUCUCUUUCUGAACAUCAUCUUAAUUUUUUGUUUAUUUUUGUUUUGCUGCUUGGGAGAUUAUUUGAAAAAAUACUAUCAAUGCUUUUUUACAAUUGGAAACGUAAGACAGUUAUUUUGGUGGUUAGUGGCUAGGUUCUGCUUGGAAGUUGAAUACAUAGACAUUGGCUGGCAAUGCAGCUUGAACUUAAGGCUGCCUCAUUACUGUGAGAUCCACAGUAAUGAACCUUUCUGUUUUGGGAGGUUCAGAGGACAGCACUUGGAUGUAGGGGCAGGAUUAGUAUUUUCAAAAUAACUCACUGAGCAGGGAAGAAGAAAACUUUCUUUGACUACAUACAUAAGCAGAUGGAGUGUAGCCACAACUUAGAGCAAAAGAUUAAAGAGAAUACAUCCUACAGAGCACCUGGUACUGGAUGGUAAAUGGAAAAUAUAGGGGUUGCCUGUAAAACACAUGUAGGACACCUGAUGAAAUGGCUUAAUUUGAAGAAUAAUUGGAUGUAAAGAAAUAAUUGGCAUCUUUUGCAGGUAGAAAUAAGGAUAGAUAUUCCAGGUGUGUCAAUUGAAGAAAAAAAAAUCAGUUAUUUUUACCCAAACCACAGUAUUUUGGAAAAACUGGCUGAAUAUUGUUAUACUUGUAUAAAAUUCAGAAUAGGGGUGUCUGAUACAUAUCUGAGAUUUUUUUUUCUCCAGUAAUUGCAGAGACUGCUUCUGUAGAGAUUUACAGUAAAGUGAGAAAAAGUGCACAAACAGAACACUAAAUUCCAUGUUCUAGUUUGAGUUGCUUUUUUGAAAAUGAGGAAUUGCAUGAGUUGUGAAAGAAUUCAGGUUUUUUCCUCUACUAGGUUUUUACCUUAUCAAUCUGUAAGCUAUGUUUUAACCCCUGAAUUGCUCAUAGUGCAUCUACACAUAGAGUUUAAUUAGUUUCAAAAGUCUUAUGCCAGUGAGGGGUAAUUGGUGCUUUCUGAAUCUAGAAAACUGAGUAAAAGCCUUGUAGUUCUUCAUCUGUAAUAUUAGGGAGAGGGCAAAUCUGUUAUAAACAUUUGUACUGAAUAACCUCUUCUUCCCUCCUGAAAGCAAGCCUGGUGAACUGCCGAAGACAACAAGGGAUUCCAAGCUCUAAUGGACCUUUGCGAAGAAAAGCUUUGGCUUGUAUGGAAUUUACAUGGGCCUCAUGGAAGAAAGCUUAUCUGUUUAGUAUUUGUGCAUUUUACUAAAAUGGCAGCUUUAAAAAAAGUUGUGUAUCUGCUAUUGUGAUGCCAAUGCCCGUGUUUUAAGUGGAAAAUUGACCUCUUUGCUUUGUGCUGUGUACACAAGAUUUCUGCAAAAGUAAAGGAAAAAAAACAUUUUUAUGGCUCACACAGCUUAAAGUAGCUGUCACUCAAAACAUGCGCUCACAGUCGAGCUGAUUUUGUUUCAUUCUAAAUAAAUUGUUUCUUUUGAGGAAAGUGG
This is a messenger RNA of Eublepharis macularius, 6912 nucleotides long. It is a transcript of the gene RBM15, whose product is annotated as RNA binding motif protein 15. The coding region runs from base 51 to 2903 and encodes 950 amino acids. The transcript has a single exon. Gene Ontology annotation, biological process: regulation of alternative mRNA splicing, via spliceosome. The record is from RefSeq and is a predicted model, not a curated record. Lineage: Eukaryota; Metazoa; Chordata; Lepidosauria; Squamata; Eublepharidae. Gene Ontology annotation, cellular component: nucleus. Gene Ontology annotation, molecular function: mRNA binding.